Messenger RNA from Dermatophagoides pteronyssinus (European house dust mite), 1503 nucleotides. RefSeq names its product sodium/potassium-transporting ATPase subunit beta-like. NCBI's taxonomy places the organism in Eukaryota, Metazoa, Arthropoda, Arachnida, Sarcoptiformes, Pyroglyphidae. Gene Ontology annotation, molecular function: ATPase activator activity. Gene Ontology annotation, cellular component: sodium:potassium-exchanging ATPase complex. Gene Ontology annotation, biological process: intracellular potassium ion homeostasis; intracellular sodium ion homeostasis; potassium ion import across plasma membrane. The record is from RefSeq and is a predicted model, not a curated record.
UUUUCUGUCGUUAAAAUCUUGAAUUUCGGUCAGAGUUCAAUUGAGAUCAUCCGAAAAUAAUAAUAAUAAUAAUAAUAACCGUUGUUGGAUAAUCAUUCAUUCUUUUUUUUUACGAGUUUUUAUUUGUUUCUCCACUAAAUAGCUAAAAUUAAUACUUUCUUCAUAUAGUAAAGAAGUAGAAAUAAAUAAAGAUGGCAUCAUCACAAACAGAAAAUGGCAAGAAAAAUGAAUCAUAUCCGCUCAAAGAUAUGAAUUCAUCAACAAAAACGGAUGAAACAACACCAUUAACGAAACAUAGUGAUGAAGGUGGUGAAAAUAAUGUUACAAAAGAAUCGACAGGUCUGGAAGAAAAAUUAUCUACAUUGGAUAAAGAUACCGAAGCAUCCAAUCAGAAUACGAAACGAACAGUUAUAAAUCUUGAAACUGUUGAAGAAAUGUUACGAGAUCAAAAAAUUCGUGCCAUUAUCGGUGUUGUUGGUUGUGUUCUAUUAUUGUUGGCCAUUGCGGUCAUCAUAACAUUAUUGAUUCUUAAUGCUGAUAAUGAUGAUAAAACUCAUCGUUUUUUGCGAAUUGUUCCACGACCUCGUGGUCCUACGAAUCUUAUCUAUUAUCGUCAUGGCGAUCUGAAAAAAGAAUCAGGUAUCCGAUCAUGGAAGGAAAUGGUUAAAGAGAUUGAUGAAUUUCUUGCACCAUAUCGACGACCAAUCAAUGCAUCGCUUUGUGCUGUCAACGAUCGAUCAUCGAUACCCGAUGAUACUGUUUGUUUAUUCGAUUUGAAUACCAUUGCCAGUGAAUGUUUGAAACCUGAUUAUGGCUACAUGUCGGGUAGUCCAUGUAUAUUUAUCGUAUUCAAUAAUAUCACCGAUUGGAUACCAAAUUUUGGCUCAAAUGACACUGACACUACGGGCAUUGUCGAUUUGGAAUGUACUACCAAUACACAGUUUGAUGCCGAAAAUAUCGGACCAAUGGAAUUCACUCCAUAUCAGGGAUUUUCAUCCAUAUUUUUUCCGUACAAGAAACAAAUCAAUUAUAUGGCACCAUUUGUAGCCUUACGGCUGCCUUCACCCACACAAAACGUUGGAAUCGGUCUUACUUGUCGACUAUUGGCAUCAAAUCUUCAACCACCAACAUCAGAACCAUCAAUACCCACAUCACUAUUGAAUCAAACAAAAUCAACGGUUACUAAUAUGAUUACAACGGCUGUGGAUUAUGAUUACUAUACUCAGGAACCAGUACCUUAUAUACCAUUCAACAUUUAUAUUGAAUAGAUCAAUCAAUUGAUCUGAAUCCGAUCCGCUUCUUUAUGCAUUCCUUAUCACAUCAUGCUGUGUAUACAUUUACUCACUUUCAUUUUCUCAAUCUUUUUUUUUUGAUAUAACAUAUUCUAUCUAAUAUACUCAAACUUUCAUCAUCAUAUAUCAACUCAGUCAACUAGUCUUUAGACAUCACAAUCGAAUCAUGGUUUAAAGUUCACUUCUGUUCAGCUUUUGCUCGUGUUUAAAU